AUGAGUAUCGUACUGGAGACAAAAGCCUGCGAGUCUUGUGCCAAAUCAAAACGCAAAUGCGGCAAGGAAAAGCCACGAUGUCACCGGUGCGCUUCGCGGAAUCUCGAGUGCUCAUAUCCUCUGGCUCGACCCGGCUCGUUCGUUCUCCUGCAAGAAGACUCGCCAUCGACAUGUGAAUCACAAACGACGACGUCACCAGCAGCUCUGAGAAAUCAUACAAGUGAUGAGAUAUCAUCACCAACACUUCUUGGCACGCCUGAUCUGUGGGAUCCGAGCGGCCUCUCCGAGCCGCAGAAUGUUCCCCCAUACAGCAACGCAGUCCUGAAGCGGUUUCACAAAACUAUUCAGGCCAACCUCGCCGACUGGGUCUACAAGGGCGCAACCAACUUUAUCCAUAAGCAACUCUACAUGUUUCGCAGACCCCGAUGUGUACAAGACGCACAAGGCUCCCUCGCGCUUUAUUUGGCUCGGACGGACGAGACCGAGGAUGCCGUGUUCCGUACCCUGGACGAUCGGGCCGACCAGCUGCUUACGGACGAAGGGAAGCACAACACCACGAGCAGCCUCGACACAUUUGGACACCUGUCCAGGAUCCACUCGCUUUUAACAUACCAGAUCAUCGGACUGCUAGACGGAGACAUCCACCUGCGAGCCAAGGCAGAAAAGCGCAUCGAUACCCUGGAAGCAUGGAUACAACAGAUGAUGGAGAGCCUGCGAUUCGCCUCAUCAUUGCUGUCGGGAAGCGGGGGCAACAACACCUAUGCGAUCAUUAACGUGCUGGGGUUGGAGGAGAUUGUAUGGCAGGCUUGGAUAUUCACCGAGUCUCUCCGGCGCACCUGGGUCACGGUGGAAGGUCUGCACGCUACAUACAAUGCUCUCAGAAGAGGCUGGGCCUCCUGUUCUGCAGGUAUGCUGCUCACGGCGAGACAAGGGCUGUGGGAUGCUGGGUCUCGUUAUGCCUGGGCAGAGAUCGUCACAGGGAAAGAUCUCUGGGUCAUGGAUGGCAGGCAUACCGAGAUUUUGUUCUCUUUGGCUAUGCCGGACGAAGUAGAUGGGUUUACGAAGAUGUGUAUGGAAAUUAGCUACGGGCAGGAAAGAAUGAAGAAUUGGGAAGCAGGGGUUGUCUGUUGA
Molecule: messenger RNA, 1131 nt
Organism: Cryphonectria parasitica EP155
Lineage: Eukaryota; Fungi; Ascomycota; Sordariomycetes; Diaporthales; Cryphonectriaceae
Exons: 3
Coding region: 1-1131 (376 amino acids)
Biological process (GO): regulation of DNA-templated transcription
Molecular function (GO): zinc ion binding; DNA-binding transcription factor activity, RNA polymerase II-specific
Source: RefSeq, a predicted model, not a curated record